Molecule: messenger RNA, 1562 nt
Organism: Liolophura sinensis
Lineage: Eukaryota; Metazoa; Mollusca; Polyplacophora; Chitonida; Chitonidae
Product: spermatogenesis-associated protein 24-like
Exons: 6
Coding region: 130-870 (246 amino acids)
Cellular component (GO): cytoplasm; nucleus
Molecular function (GO): DNA binding
Source: RefSeq, a predicted model, not a curated record
CGUGAAAAAAGGAACCAAAUCCUAGGCCUGCGCACAGGAAGAUCAUGGUUAAGAUUGAGAACGGCUGACUUUUAAAGGGAGACAACUCUGUUCCCCUCGCAACCGACCGACGCGAACUGGCUGGUGAAAAUGGACUGGGAGUCGGAUGACGAGCAAGCACGGCCGUUUGAUUGUGAAAAGUAUGAUACAGCGACUUCUGAUUCUGCUGGAGCAUCUACUCCAACCCACGUAAUUGUGCAAAGGCAGCUUAAUGACGUCAUUCUUUCACAGAGAGCUGCUGUAGAGCGCAUAAAAAAUGAUACCACAAUCUGUCUUAAGGAGAAGUUCAUUCCCAGAGAAUUGUACAAUGAGACCGUGAGAAAUUUUGAGGCAGAAAAGCGUGACAAGUUUGUGUCAAGAGAAGAUUAUAAAAACAUAAAAAGACAGCUUCAGGAGCAACAGUUGGACAAUGCCAAAACAAAAGCCGCACUUCAAGAUGUCACAGAAAAACUAGAGUUUGCUCAAGGCAAGAUAGAAAUGUUGACCAAGCAAAUAGAGAGAGAGAAGGCAGCUUAUCAAAAAUCGUUCAGUUUACUUAAAGUGAAGACCAUCAAAGAAUCUACCAAAAAUGUGGCAUUAGAAACCAAAUGUUCAGAAGUGGAGAAAAAGAAGAAACAGCAAGAAAAUAUUCUGGAAUCGAAGGAUAAAGAGAUCGAAAGUUUGGAGAAAAGACUAAAAGCGCAGGAUGAUAUUUAUAAAAAACAGCUUGGGGAGAUGAGUGUAAAGCUACAGCAAGAACUGUACAUUGCCAAGACUUUAGACGAUAAAGGCUCAUCUAGAGGGGGUAAAAGCUCCAAGUCUGUUCCCAGUUCCAAGUCAAGAAAAUUGUGAUGACGCGAAGUACAUUGAUUAGAGCAGAAUGUUUCAUAAAUGCCGUAAAGCAGCAAGUUAAGGCGACUUUAAAAUGCUGCUUAAGUCUCUUAUAUUAAAGUAAUCAUUUAGUGAUCCCUAAAUGAAUUGGCUGGGCAUAGAAGACGUGUGGAAAAUGAUGCCCUUUAUUGUCACAUCCAGGACAUACGAACAAUAAUUCUGCUUUGACUGUCUUUUUCAUCGGUUAAAAAUCAACAUUUAUGCAAUUUUUGAAGUGAAAAAUUUCCAGUAUUAAAGGUAUUUCUCUCAAUAGCUUGAAUUGAAUAAACAGAUAACGUGUUUAUAAAUGAAAUGCAUGAUUGUAAAAAAAUAUAGUUAUGUUGGAAUGCUAGUUUAGUUACGAAUGAAUUUAAAUAACAGGAGGUACACACACAAAUUAUACAAACAUUUAAAAUCGGCAGAACACAGAAAAUUAGUGGAUUUGCUUAUUCAUGUUCUUUUUUUUUUGUACUGAUACCUGUGAUAUUCAAGCUUGAAUGUACCUAUCAAUUAUAUAUACCACUCAUACUGUAUUUGUAAAAUUCCACAAGAUCUGCUGCCAUGGUUUAACAUUGCAUAAAGUAUUCAGGUUCAUACAUUCUUUGACUUUAGCAUUACUUUGGGAUGAAAGUUUUGAUGAAAUGUGAAGCAGAUGUAUGUAGCCAUGAUAAAUU